AUGAAUCCAUACAGGAUAGUCACGGAGGAUCUUUUCGACGGUGAUCCAGAUCCCGAAUACCACCAAGAUUAUCGCGAGGGAAUCACCUCUCCCUUCACCCAAGUCAGCUUCGUCCUACCACUGUGCCUCUGUCUUCUUCCACUCGUCUACCAAGUCCUCGUCCUUUUCGACUACGACCUCCUCCCCAUCCCCGAAUUGCUGUGGAAUUGCCUAGUCUACCUUACGCCCUCGCGACUUCUGGACGCUGUGGAGGAAUACCAAAAUCCUCUGGGGAUAUCGGAUCCGGCACUGAAGCACAUACCUCGAACUCAUGCAGCAAAGAGUCAAGCAAUGCGCCGCGUACUCGGGAUUGACACACCGGGAGGUGUGAUGGCUUCAGUGGCGCAAGCUUCGAGACGCCUUUCUAUAUUAAAUCUGUCGCCGACCGGAAAUGGAAGACCUGCAGGACUUGGGAAUUGGGAUAAUUCUUGUUACCAAAACAGCGUCCUCCAAGGGCUGGCGUCGCUGGAUUCGUUGACGGGCUAUCUCGCAACAUUUAGCAUGGAGAAAAAAUUUAUGGAAGAGGCCAAGAAACCGGAGACGAAGAUGGCAGACGCUCUGCGGGAACUUAUUGCGACUUUGAACGACCCCGAGAACGACGGAAAGAGAAUUUGGACUCCCUCUACCCUGAAGAAUAUGAGCAGUUGGCAACAGCAGGAUGCGCAGGAGUACUUUUCAAAGGUACUGGACGAGAUUGAUAAAGAGAUUGGUGGAGUUGCGAAAAGCGGCGGCGUUGUUCAAGGGCUCGAGUCUGAAAGAUGCAGCGUUGACUCGAAGGACUCGAAAUUCCGAAACCCGAUGGAAGGGUUAUUGGCACAAAGGGUCGGUUGUUUGAAAUGCGGCCAUUCCGAGGGACUCUCGAUGGUACCAUUCAACUGUCUGACCGUGCCACUGGGAAAGAUGUGGAGCCACGAUAUCGUUCAGUGUCUUGAUGAAUUUACGAAACUGGAACAAAUCGAAGGUGUGGAGUGUGGGAAGUGCACGCUACUCAAAUAUCAAAAGUUGCUUUCGACACUCCUUGAGCGUUCAGCUGACAGUAACAUUCAAUCACAGAGUCAGAAAAGAUUGGAUGCUAUUAAUGAAGCUCUGGAAGAUGAUGACUACGAAGAAAAGACUAUUUUGCAGAAGUGCAAGAUAACUACAAAAAACCGAGUAAGUGUCACAAAGACUCGACAGGCCGUCGUCGCCCGUCCUCCACGGUCACUUGUCGUGCAUUUCAAUCGUAGUGUGUUUGAUGAAAUGACAGGCGACUUGAGGAAAAAUCACUCAGAGGUGCGAUUUCCCAAGACCCUCGACUUGGGUCCUUGGUGUUUGGGAAGUGCUGGAACUCAUCCCACAUCUGCCACCGAAGAAUGGCAUCUUGACCCUGAGAAGCCCAUGGUGGCAAGCAGUAUUCGGCGAUCAAGAAUUCGAGGACCUUCAUACGAAUUGAGAGCCGUCAUAACGCACUACGGCCGUCACGAGAAUGGGCAUUAUAUAUGCUACAAAAAACAUGCCGCAGCCGUCGUUCCAGAUGAUGUAGAUGAGAAAGUGGACCAGGAACAAUGGUGGCGGUUGAGCGAUGAUGAUGUGAUGAAAGUUAGCGAAGAGAAUGUUUUGGGUCAAGGCGGCGUGUUCAUGUUAUUCUAUGAUUGCAUCGAACCUGCAGCUCCUGUAUCACCAGAUGAAGACCUUACUCGAAUAUCUGAACUUUCUAACGAAAAACCAACAAUUAUUCGAAUGGAAGAACCCGGAAAUGAUGUCUCGCUUUCACCAGAACCGGCUCGAGACCUGGUACCAACUUCUACGGAGGAAAUAUCACUUGCUAGCACUAUACCGCUCCCUGCUUCUAAUGAAGAUGACUUCUUACAGAGCGAGGUUGCUUCUGAAUUCGAUGACGAAGAAGACGUCACGGAUUCGAGUACGAAAGGGAAUGAUGAUCAACCGUAUGAACCUGUUCAAGCGAUUCUUGUUCGGCCAUACGUCCCACAAACCGGAGGCAAUACAGAGGGAAACCCGCUCGAAGAGGCAACAGGAAAGCCAGUGAUGGUGUAA
Messenger RNA from Hymenoscyphus albidus, 2073 nucleotides. The record is from the annotation of a GenBank genome assembly. Lineage: Eukaryota; Fungi; Ascomycota; Leotiomycetes; Helotiales; Helotiaceae.